Ilyonectria robusta is the source of this 1832-nucleotide messenger RNA. Its product is annotated as RGS domain-containing protein. Bases 344 to 1444 code for a protein of 366 amino acids. The record is from RefSeq and is a predicted model, not a curated record. Gene Ontology annotation, cellular component: plasma membrane. The transcript has 3 exons. Gene Ontology annotation, biological process: intracellular protein localization. Lineage: Eukaryota; Fungi; Ascomycota; Sordariomycetes; Hypocreales; Nectriaceae.
AGAUUAGAUCCACGUCGCUCUGGCUGUUUACCGUGAAGCACCUCAUCGUCACCUACAUUCCGAAGUCAACAUUCCAACAGCCACUACGGCAAGGCACUUCGAACACCUGCGCUAUUGCGCCCCUCUUCUCUCUUCACUUCUACUACAUUCCCGCGACAGACACGUUCGCUAGCCACACGCAAGGGGCUCAGUCCGGGUAUCAAGCAGCCAGGGGCACUUCGCGUAAACAGCACUUCGUCGGUGGCGCAACUAUCGGCAGUUGGUGUUUCUCGAGCAUCGAAACAGGUCCAUCUUUCCUUCUUCAACAUUCGUUCACCCCUGGUCCCGGCACCUGCAGCGCAAGAUGGCCGACCACCAACCCAUCACCACGAGGACGACGCCGUCGCCUCAGCCCGACAUGUCGCGAAACCGACUUCCGACUCUGUUCGAGGUGCUAAGCCGGCGCACACUGCCGCCAGUCGACCUUUUCUCGUUCUACAUCUAUAUGCGGGACCAGCAGAGAUCUGUAGACUACCUCGACUUCUGGCUGGAUGUGGCACAGCAUAUGUCCCUGUGCCGUCACUAUGUCCGGGAGCUUCGACGGUCUGUACUCAUUGGGACGCCUGAUAUGGAUAAGUCAGCCUCUAAGAGAUCAUCGGCAAUUCUGGAGAAUAUCGGCGACCUAGAACCUCGAUUGGCCGGUCCCUCGAUGUACGCGACCGAGAAGGAGAAGAACCAAGAUGGUCAACUGUCUGCCUUCCUUCGUGAGGACGUGGGUCAUGACUCGCCCCAGAGCGCUUCCGGUCAUGUUCGACCGAGCCCCCAGUUUAGCAACUCUCACGAUAUUACCACCGAUUCCAAUUCCCCGGCUCACACUGUCGCGCGACAAGAUAUCCGUGCGUCGGCAGAGAAGAUCCUCUUCACCUUCCUAAUGCCUGGUGCUGAGCGAGAAAUCACUCUCCCUGGAUCCAUCACGCAGGACGUUACCACCGCCAUCGAAGAGCUUGGUCGCGAUGACCCAGAGGUGUUUGACGUCGCCAAGGACUAUGUGUUUCAGGCUAUGGAGCGAGAUGCGUUUCCGGGGUUUCUAAGAAUGAAGGCACUCGGUAACCUGAUCCCUCCCACGCUUAUCAUGAGACUCAUCGUGGGUCUUAUUGCCAUGUUUGGAGCUUUCUGGACCGCCUUUGUCUUGAUUUUCCUCAACAAGUCUCGUCUUACGAAGUGCUGGCUCAUCCUGCCAUUCACUAUCGGUGUCUACUUCCUCUCGUCUUACCAAUACUCCCUUGAUCCCAUCAUGGCCCUGGUCGGCUACAGCGAAUACACUCCGUUCAACUUCUCCAAAAUCCGGGAGCCUUACGUCCGCAAACUCCUCGCCAAACGAGCUCUCAUGGUCCUGGCGAUAACCUUCCUUGUCGAUGCUGCUCUCUGCGUCAUGUUCAUACUCGUUCCUGGAAAGCGCCUGUGAGCGAGCACCCAGGCUCCUCGCAGCGGCCAAUGAUGCGGGCCAUUAUUGGCCUCUUGGUUUCUUGCUUGCUUGCUCUCCGUCACCAUCUCUGUGAGAUAUUCGUGGGAAAGCAAGAUUUACGACCGUCAUGAUUUUGAGAGUUUGGUUAGUCAACCAGACCAGGUAAUCUGGUGAGGAGGAAAUGGAAUUAUUUUCGGGCUAUGGCGUCGGAUUACCACCUUUUGUUGUACCAUUUAGGGCUUGUAUGUAGACUAUUCACUCAACCCAGAGCUUCAGAUCCGCAUCUCGGAGUUUCUGGCUACGAUUUUUUUUAUAAUCAAUCAUUGCGGAGUUAGGAGGAAGCAAUGGAAAGGGCACUUUGUACUAGAUAAGGUUAACAAGCAGGCGU